AUGUCACUAUACGUCAAUGAACAAGAGGUUAUGAGCCCAGGCUCACAGCAGGUCAAGAUCGCUGAAGGUCUUAUUAUUACGGUAUUGACCCAGGACAAUUACACUGUCUGGGCAAACCAAAUGGAGGCCGCCUUCGAAACUCUGGAUCUAUGGGAAUCUCACAUCAUAGGUGAACUUCCAGAAAAGAUCGAGCGCGACUACAAAUUAAAGGAAUUCAAGGCAAGAGGAAUCUUGCAGGCAACAGUGAGCAGUAAAUUCAAGUUUAUGCUCUGUGACAGUAAUGGAAUACAACUUGACGCCAGGAAAAUCUGGGUCGGACUCAAGAACCAUUAUGUUGACUACUGUGAAAGAUCGCUGACGCGAUCAGAGGAAGCCAUGGCAAAUCUGCAGUACGAUCCCAGGAAGGGAGUCGAGGAACUGUACAACACUAUGACGAGUCUACGUCAUAAGAUUGCAGCGGCAAAUAUAUUUUGGGGUGAGAAAGUGUUUGCAUCAAGGGUGAUGGCAAAACUUGUUUCCAAGAGCAGAGAAUGGCGCUAUUUCGAAGGACAUACAGUGCGAUGGACCGACGAAAUGCUAAGCCCCAACAAAUUCCUGUCGGAACUCAUCGAAGAGGAAAUUAAACUCAUCAACAUGGGUGCACUACCGAGGCACGGUGUAGAUGACACCAUAUACGAGGCGAACUAUGCGUCUAGAAAUCAUAGGAACCUACGGAAAGGUUCAACAUCACAUGGGCCAAAUGCACACGGCGCAAAGCAAGGCAAUUCUAGUCGGGAUGACUAUUUUGCAGCAAACCAUGAGAUGGAUACUUAUUAUCUAAUUGCAACAGCUAAUCACGCGUCAGAAGUAUUUAGAAAGCCCACAGACACUGCUGGCUGGCAUAAAAGACUGGGGCAUAUAAAUGUCGAAUCGAUCAAGAACUUGGCCGACAAAUCGGAAGGUCUUGAUAUUAUACCGGGAAAGACCAAAGAGAGGUCUCAGUGCGUGGCAUGUAUCGAAGGCAAGGCCGUUCGACACCCGUUCCCGAAAAGAACAAUGACACUGUACGAAGAGGCACCAUUAUUUACUCAUAGCUACAAUUUACGCGGUGGUGUUACACCGUCUGUACCUAUUGUGAUAGAUAAUGUGGUAAGUCCAAAAACAUCAGAAACUCCAGGAAAUCCAGAUUGUGCGAGUACGCCAAUUGGAGGGGAGUCAGAACCAGGUCGCCGACAAGUACCAAGAGUAGUACCGACUGCAAGGAAUACAGCGAGGAUGACUGUAGCAGAUCGCGGGACCGAGGUCACAACAAGCGAUGAACGCAUAACUCAGGAGGAGUUAUUAGGGCGUGGCAUCAGCAGGAAUAAGGCUAUCAAGACAUCGCUAAAUGAGUCGAGUCUAGCCGGUUAUAGGAAACCGAACCAGAAACCGAGAUCGAAAUCUCAAGGUUCGAGGAAAGCAGUUCAGGAACGUCCAGUUGACGUUAUGAACAGGGACAGAGCCACGAUGGCUGCUCCCACAGAAUCGACGGACCCAGACGGUCAGGAUGGGGUCUAG
Messenger RNA from Batrachochytrium dendrobatidis JAM81, 1536 nucleotides. RefSeq lists its product as uncharacterized. The transcript has 4 exons. Lineage: Eukaryota; Fungi; Chytridiomycota; Chytridiomycetes; Rhizophydiales. The record is from RefSeq and is a predicted model, not a curated record. Bases 1 to 1536 code for a protein of 511 amino acids.